Molecule: messenger RNA, 3782 nt
Organism: Callorhinchus milii (elephant shark)
Lineage: Eukaryota; Metazoa; Chordata; Chondrichthyes; Chimaeriformes; Callorhinchidae
Product: FERM domain-containing protein 4B
Exons: 24
Coding region: 389-3700 (1103 amino acids)
Biological process (GO): establishment of epithelial cell polarity
Cellular component (GO): adherens junction; cytoskeleton; bicellular tight junction
Source: RefSeq, a predicted model, not a curated record
GGAAACUGGGAAAUGAGCAGAGAAUUCAAUUACAGCUUUUGCUGGCAGUCGCUGUGGUUAUAAUAGAGUUUUGUCUGAGCUGUUAGGUAGGACUGGAUGGUGCAGGCAGGAGUGCCUCAUUGGGGCUCUGCCACGAAAAGUCUUUGGCCUGCCUUCAAGCAACAUUGGGGCAUGCUUUGGAGUCUGCCCAGGAAGUGCACUGAAAGGAGAGUUUGUUUAGAAUCCGACUCUGCUUCUUUAUAUCUCCCUGUCCUUCGCAUAGUGUGCGAAGCAAAGCUGAUGUAACUGCAAGCUGAAAGGACUAACAAUUUAUUCAACCCAGCAAUGAAAAACUGCUGAACUGACUUGAGCCGAGCUUUCUUUGGAAGAGGGAAAACAAAAAAAAAUCAUGGCUUCAGCCUUCAUGUGUGGAAUGGAAGAUCUGCUGUUCAGUGGCAGUCGCUUUGUAUGGAACUUCACCAUCACAACUUUGAGGAGAUGGUAUAGUGAAAGAGUGAGGACUUGUCAACAAAUGCUGAGGACUUGGUGUGGACUGCGUGACAUUUAUCAGAUGACGGAGGGCAGACACUGCCAAGUAAAUCUCCUGGAUGGCAGGAAACUAGAGCUAUUGGUUCAGCCCAAGCUUUUGUCCCGGGAGCUGUUGGAUCUGGUGGCCUCACACUUUAAUCUCAAGGAGAAGGAAUACUUUGGAAUAACCUUCAUUAAUGACACAGGUCAGAGUAACUGGCUGCAGCUUGAUCGCAGAGUGCUGGAUCAUGAUUUGCCUAAGAAAGCAGGACCGGUGACCUUAUUCUUUUCGGUCAAGUUUUAUAUUGAGAGCAUUUCAUUUUUAAAGGACAUUACCACUGUGGAAUUAUUCUUCCUCAACACCAAAUCUGCCAUUUCCAAGGGCGACAUUGAAGUGAGCAGCGAGACGGUGUUCGAGUUGGGCGCCUACAUACUGCAGAUUGGUAGCCACAUGAAUGCACAUGUUUCUAUUCUUUUUGCUCUGCUAUUAAGAGUUAGUGAGCUGUAUGCAUGCAUGGUGGAAGAGAAAAGUGACGAAAGUGCAAGAGAUGAUCUAAAGAAACUCCCAGCUCUUCCUACACAAACAUUGCAGGAACACCCAUCACUUGCAUAUUGUGAAGAUCGAGUGAUUGACCAUUACAAAAAGCUGAAAGGUCUCACCAGAGGGCAAGCCAUUGUCAAUUAUAUGACUAUUGUGGAAGCACUUCCUACCUAUGGUGUUCAUUACUAUGGUGUAAAGGAUAAACAAGGAAUUCCCUGGUGGCUUGGAAUUGGCUGCAAAGGAAUUGGGCAAUACGACUUUCAUGAUAAAGUCAAACCCAGGAAGAUUUUCCAGUGGAAGCAACUUGAAAAUUUGUACUUUCGCGACAAGAAGUUUGCAGUUGAAGUGCACGAUCCUCGCAGAGUGCCAUUGUCGAGAAGAACCUUUGGGCAGAGUGCGUUGGUAGUAAACACAUGGUAUGCGAGCACCUCACAGAUAAAGUCCAUUUGGGUGAUGGCAAUCAGUCAACACCAGUUCUACUUGGACAGAAAACAGAGCAAAGCAAAGAUUCCAUCAGCUAGAAGUAUCAGUGACAUCGCAAUGGACUUGACUGACACAGGAACAUCAAAAGCUUCUAAAUUAGCAACUGUGGAUGGGAAAAAUCCACUCAUUACAACUAGUAAUGGCAGCCUAAUCUCCUCAGGUUCCCAGGACUCUGAAGUCAGUGAUGAGCAAAAGAAAGAGAAGCUGAUUGAAUUAAAGCAACGACAAAGUACAUUGCAGGAAAUCCUUGGUCAAAAAAUGGAAGAAUUGAAGAAAAUUUGUUUGCGGGAAGCGGAGCUGACUGGCAAGUUGCCGAAAGAGUAUCCACAAACAACAGGAGAAGAACCUCCGCAUAUUAGGCGACGUGUAGGCACAGCUUUCAAACUGGAUGACAACCUCCUGCAAACUGAAGAGGAUCCCUAUUUGCAAGAUGUGGAGAACAAGUUUGUAAUUCAACAGAAGAUUGUGGAAGCUGCGAGGAAACUUGCCAAUGACCCUGACAUCUGCAAGAACCUUAAAAAGAAGAGGAAACUGGACUACAUUGACGCUUUGAAAAAGCUUCAGGAAAUAGAGAAUGCGAGUAAUGAAUACAGAAUAAAGUGUGGGAGAAAACCCACACAAAGGGCGUCCCUCAUUGUUUCAGAUGAGGGCAUCCCUUCAGAGUGCAGUUCUUUGUCGGAUACGAAUACAAUGGAUGAUGAUGACCUACGUACUGUACAGAGACAAAGAUCCUUUUCUAGCCAGCAAACGCCAAGACCGCUUCCUCCACAGUCCCUUGAGAUUAAGCACAGUCGACAGAGGAGGAGUUCUACAAGUGAACAGUUUCAUGAUAAGGGACACGUAAGACAACCAAGAUACAUCAGCAAUGAAGCUUACUACGUGCAGGAUAGCUCACUGCGUAGUCACAGAGAACUGAGCUCAACACACAGCAGCCCUUACAGAACUCAAGGGAGGCAAAGCCAGGGAGGAAGAAGUAUGCCAGCCACACCAGUUUUGACUCGUAACGCUUACAGCAGCAGUCAUCUACGACCUGAACUUUCCCCAAAGCACUUUAGACAGCGCAGCGGCAGUUUGGAAUCUCAGCCGAACCAACAAGAUGAGACUGUGAGUGAAACUGCAGUAUUCUCCCUCACGCCAGCCCAAAGAAGUAACAGUACAGAACUGCUGGACGAUGGGUCAUCCUACACCAGUCAAUCGAGUGCAGAGUACUACAGCUCAACAAACAAACCUCACCAAUACUACAGCACCAUGACCGUGGGCUGUCGGUCAAGAGAAAGAAGAAGGCACAAGAAACCAAACAUUUCCUCCGCAACUUCGGGGAGCAUGCCUAAUUUAGCACCUAAGGACGGGAGAAAUGGAGUUUAUCAAAACUCCCAUAACCAACCUUCAUCUGACUACUAUAUUCCAGGAUAUCAACCGUACAGUGACUUUGAACCAUGUGGAUACACGUAUGAAAAUGACACUGAAGGUCACUACAAUGUCAAAGCCCCGUACAGAUCAUUGCAUUCUGGUGCUGAAUACUAUAGAGGUUACAGCCACUUUUACCCGGACGAAACUGAUAGCAUGUCUCAGAAUCCAUAUGCAACCCUAAGGAAUCCGCGUAGGGGAGGUGCUAAAAAUGAACAAAUCACCAAAAACAUCCAGAAGGCCUUGGUAGCAGAAAGUCUUCGUGGCUGGUAUGAGCGUGCCUCGACGCACAGGGAUCACAGCCUGCAGGCAGGCUUGGACUCAUACAGGGGCUCACAACAAAGUCUGGGUUUUACUUAUAUGCAAGGGCCAUUUUCCACAACCAGCAGAGCUACAAGCUUUUCAUCAGUCUCUUCAGCAAUUAGCACAGGAACCUGGAGGAGCCAGCACACUAUGGGUCUUCAAGAAUAUGAUCCAGUACCUUAUACAAGCUCUUUCAAUAGCACCUACAGCAAUACUGCACGACAGAGCAGGCGUAGUUCCUGCAUCUCCUUUGACGAUCCUUUUUCUGCUGAGUUCCACCAUUUCCUUGCCGUUGGUACCGCUCCUACCAGACACUCGUCUGCCUCUUCCUCCACCUUUUCCUCCGCUUCUUCCACUUCCUCUUUUCCUCACAAAGAACAGGAGAGUUUACCAAUAUUUUCUGAGCACAACCAGCACCAUAUCUACAGAAACGAAAUAUUCAUUAAAUACUCAAAUUGAAAUUGUAGUCAGCGGUAACCUUAUCCAGAAAGAACAUACUUGGACAACGCAGACCGUGGCAGUCAGCUCGAGGAGGAUCUAU